Phytophthora nicotianae INRA-310 is the source of this 1321-nucleotide messenger RNA. RefSeq lists its product as hypothetical. Bases 62 to 784 code for a protein of 240 amino acids. The record is from RefSeq and is a predicted model, not a curated record. Gene Ontology annotation, molecular function: DNA-directed RNA polymerase activity; DNA binding; protein dimerization activity. NCBI's taxonomy places the organism in Eukaryota, Oomycota, Peronosporomycetes, Peronosporales, Peronosporaceae. Gene Ontology annotation, biological process: DNA-templated transcription. Gene Ontology annotation, cellular component: RNA polymerase II, core complex. The transcript is spliced from 2 exons.
GGUCACUCUGCAAUUGGAGGGGGAGCUGCUACGCUGCCACCAAGGCUUAGAGCCUAUCACGAUGCCGCACCCGCGCUUCCCCAAGAUCGAUGUCCAAGAGCUGCGUGAUGACUUCAUCCGCUUUGAGCUGUCGGAGACUGACGCUAGUGUGGCGAACGCCAUCCGCCGUGUCAUGAUCUCCGAAGUGCCGACGCUGGCCAUUGACCUGGUGAGUAUCGAGAUCAACACGUCGGUCAUGACGGAUGAGUUCCUGGCGCAUCGUCUGGGUAUGAUUCCGCUCAACUUCGACGGCGGCCUCGAGAACUUCCGCCAGCGCUUCGUUUACUCACAGGACUGCGACUGCGAUGAGAAUUGCCCCAACUGCUCAGUCGAGUUCACACUGGACGUGAUAGCCGACAGCGGCGUGUUGUCCGUCACGAGCGAGGCGCUCAAGUCCUCAGACCCGUACAUUCGCCCUGUCAAUUUCUCGUCCGAGGAAGAGCUCAACAACACACAGGACACUGGCGUUAUCAUAGCUAAGCUUGGCCCCGGACAGAGACUACGCCUUUCGGCCAUCGCCAAGCUCGGCAUUGGCAAGGAGCACGCCAAGUGGUCUCCCGUGGCAGUCGCCACGUACAUGUACGACCCCAUUAUUACGCUCAAUCAAGCCGUGCUCAGCACGUACUCGCCUGAGCAGAAGGCCGAGCUUUACAAGAGCUGCCCCACGGAAGUGUAUGAGACGGAUGAGAAUUACGAGCAGGUGAGGAUGAAGAACUGGAUGCUAGAGGAGAGAGGUGAUUGUUGAUAUUGUUGAGUUUUGCUGCAGUUCACGGUAGGAGACGCGAUGCGAUGCAUGUACUGCGACGAGUGCGUCAAGCUGGCAGACUCGUUUAAGGACAACCCGGAAGACGACUCGGCUGUGACGAUCCGAAUGCGGGAAGACAAAUUCAUUUUCUCCGUUGAGACAACGGGUCAGCUGAAGCCCGAGGAAGUGGUGAUCUGCGCAUUGGAUCUGAUUCGCGAGAAGUUGUCAUCACUAAAGCACCAGUGCUUGGAACUGAGCCAGGAUGACCAGGGCUCGUCAGCACCGAUCACGCCGUUUGGAUAAAGAGGAAUAAUCGCAACAGGGUGUGUAUCUAACCAACGUUGAAGUUGCUGAAGCUGAUCGACAGGAGUGCUACACGUUGCCAGCUAUCCAGCACAGACAGCACGAGAUUCCAGGUUUGGUCACGCCCAGCUAGUGCAGCUUCCGCCGAUAGAUUUAAGCUGCUGAUUGCGUUUUUACCUUUUUUUUAUUCAUACAACUGAUAUUCCAAUGCACUUGUGUACUUCUACAUCCUCA